Molecule: messenger RNA, 3083 nt
Organism: Apodemus sylvaticus (European woodmouse)
Lineage: Eukaryota; Metazoa; Chordata; Mammalia; Rodentia; Muridae
Gene: Hpse
Product: heparanase
Exons: 12
Coding region: 118-1725 (535 amino acids)
Cellular component (GO): membrane; extracellular matrix
Molecular function (GO): hydrolase activity, acting on glycosyl bonds
Source: RefSeq, a predicted model, not a curated record
CUGUGGGAGGGUACCAAGCCCUGGCGCCGGAGGCCAAGCAGGACAGGGUGCGGGGAGCUGGAGCCAGCGCACCGGCUGCCCCAGCUCUCACGGCCGCGGGCGGUCCAGCCAGGUAGGAUGCUGCGGCUGCUGCUGCUGGGGCUCUGGGGGCCGCUCGGUGCCCUGACCCAGGGCACCCCGGAGGGCACCGCGCCGGCCGAGGACGUGGUAGAGUUGGAGUUUUACACCAAGCAGCCGCUCCGAAGCGUGAGUCCCUCGUUCCUGUCCAUCACCAUCGACGCCAGCCUGGCCACCGACCCGCGGUUCCUCACCUUCCUGGGCUCUCCAAGGCUCCGCGCUCUGGCCAGAGGCCUAUCUCCUGCAUACUUGAGAUUCGGCGGCACCAAGACUGACUUCCUUAUUUUUGAUCCUGACAAGGAACCAACCUCCGAAGAAAGCAGUUACUGGAAAUCUCAAGUCAACCAUGAUAUUUGCAGGUCUGAGCCGGUCUCUGCUGGCGUGUUGAGGAAACUCCAGGUGGAUUGGCCCUUCCAGGAGCUGUUGCUUCUCCGAGAGCAGUACCAAAGAGAGUUUAAGAACAGCACCUACUCAAGAAGCUCAGUGGACAUGCUCUACAGUUUUGCCAAGUGCUCCAGGUUAGACCUGAUCUUUGGUCUAAAUGCGUUACUGCGAACCCCAGACCUGCGGUGGAACAGCUCCAAUGCCCAACUUCUCCUCAACUACUGCUCCUCCAAGGGUUAUAACAUCUCCUGGGAACUGGGCAACGAGCCCAACAGUUUCUGGAAGAAAGCUCACAUUCUCGUCAAUGGGUCACAGUUAGGAGAGGACUUUGUGGAGUUGCAUAAACUUCUACAAAGGUCAGCUUUCCAAAAUGCAAAACUCUAUGGUCCUGACAUUGGUCAACCUCGAGGGAAGACAGUUAAGCUGCUGAGAAGUUUCCUGAAGGCUGGCGGAGAAGUGAUUGACUCUCUCACUUGGCAUCACUACUACUUGAAUGGACGUGUUGCUACCAAAGAAGAUUUUCUGAGCUCUGAUGUGCUGGACACUUUUAUUCUAUCUGUGCAAAAAAUUCUGAAGGUCACUAAGGAGAUGACACCUGGCAAGAAGGUCUGGCUGGGGGAGACGAGCUCUGCGUUCGGCGGCGGGGCGCCCUUGCUGUCCAACACCUUCGCAGCUGGCUUCAUGUGGCUGGAUAAACUGGGCCUAUCGGCCCAGAUGGGCAUAGAAGUCGUGAUGAGGCAGGUGUUCUUCGGAGCAGGCAACUACCACUUAGUGGAUGCAAACUUCGAGCCCUUACCUGAUUACUGGCUCUCUCUUCUGUUCAAGAAACUGGUUGGUCCCAAGGUGUUAAGGUCAAUAGUGAAAGGCCCAGACAGAGGCAAACUCCGAGCGUAUCUCCACUGCACUAACGCCUAUCACCCGAGGUAUCAGGAAGGAGAUCUAACUCUGUAUGUCUUGAACCUCCAUAACGUCACCAAGCACUUGAAGCUUCCGUCUCCGUUGUUCAGCAAGCCCGUGGAUAAGUACCUUCUGAAGCCUUCCGGGCCUGAUGGGUUACUUUCCAAAUCUGUCCAACUGAACGGUCAGACCCUGAAAAUGGUGGAUGAACAGACCCUGCCGGCUUUGACAGAAAAACCCCUCCCUGCGGGAAGCUCACUGAACAUGCCUGCCUUUUCCUAUGGUUUUUUUGUCAUAAGAAAUGCCAAAAUCGCUGCUUGUAUAUGACAAUAAAAGGCAUACUGUACCCCCUGAGACGAGAGCCGUCAGGGGCGUCAUUCACAAGAGUAAAGCAAAACCCUAUAGGGCUGGAGGAGGCUAGAGCCUUAGGAAGGAGGGCGGGGCGCGCUUCAGCGAUACAUCCGGUGUGGAGUUCUCUUAAGUAGACCAUUGCAGGUGGUGACAGUUAGUGGCACCAUGUGGCAAAUGACCUUAGCACUUCGCAUGCACUAUUUUGGGGGCUAUUAAAAAUGUAUAGGAAUGCCUCCAAUAUGACCAAGACGCUACUAAGUGAAGGACAUGUCCUGAUUUUUUUUAAAGGCUUUGUUUUUAUUUUAUUUUCAUUAUUUUGGUAAGAAGAUGGUCAAACAUGACUUUCAGGAGCCUCCCUGUGGCUCCAAUGGGGGAAAGACCCACGCCACACUGGCCGUGAAAAGACACCUGCUCACACUCAGGGAGGAACUAAAACAGAGAAACAGCCCCUGUGCCUCUUUUCUGUUCUUCAUGAGUCUGGGAAAGGACUGGUGGCUGGGUGAAGUAGUAUUAAACAAAGACAGACAAAAGACCAGUCACUGCUGAGCGGGAAGGGACACAUCCGGAAAUGACUGUAAAGGAGCGGGUUGGCUGGAUGGGAGCCAUUUCCAGAGACCCUGCUGUCAUCCUCCACCAUUAGUGUUUACUUUUUCUACACCAGAAGUUGUUGCCUUGCUUGGAAAGCUUCGGCCUGUGAGUAACAGAAGCCUCCAAAUGAAGACAUUUAUAACCCCACAUAAGGAGUUGUUGAAGUGAGGUAGGGCACGUCAGCAGGGGUCCAUCUUCUUUCUCCCUCUGUCCUGGUGUCUAUAGUGCUGACUCCCUUCUUGGCCUGGUCACAUGAUGGCUGCAACCGGUCUAUUGAUUCCUUAAGAUCUGACAGCAACCAGGGGAAGAAGAUAAGUUGUGUCUUCCCAGACCUGAAGAGCUCUUUCUUGGAGCAAAUCUUUCCUCAAGUCUCUUCAACUCUUACCAGCCAGGAACAGAUCUGUGGUCAUUUCUCGUCACAAUCCAUAGCAGUAAUACCUACAAGUGUCUUCAAGAAAUACUGCUUGGGGCAGAGAGGUUUGGUGGCGUCCACAGCACUGGGUGUUUGCUUUUGAUCUGUGCUUUUGAUUAAGUUACAAAAUGUAAUUCCCCCACUCCCAGGAUUUUAAUCCUCUUAAGGAUUACAAUUCUGUAUGUUUGUGCCUGCUAUGAAUAUUAUCUUGAUUGUUGUUAUCUAGUUUGUUGAUGAAGCUAGAACCUAAAGUUUGUAUCCUUCAAUACUCUCUCAAUUUUUAUGCAAGUUUUUAUAUCUUCACAUUUGAAAUAAACUAAUUUUAUAGCCUUAA